Molecule: messenger RNA, 2234 nt
Organism: Zophobas morio
Lineage: Eukaryota; Metazoa; Arthropoda; Insecta; Coleoptera; Tenebrionidae
Product: rabphilin-3A
Exons: 8
Coding region: 335-2179 (614 amino acids)
Biological process (GO): intracellular protein transport; exocytosis; regulation of calcium ion-dependent exocytosis
Cellular component (GO): synapse; membrane
Molecular function (GO): small GTPase binding
Source: RefSeq, a predicted model, not a curated record
CGUCCUUGAGGAGCCUCCGUGCGGGCCCGAAACGUCGUCCUUACACGUAUGCUCCCAUUGUCACGCUGGCAAUCCGACAAAGCAAACGUGUGUAUGUGUGAAACAAUAUCGAUCGACGUGACGUCAGAGAGUCGUCGCGACGCCGAGCGAGCAACAGGCGGUGGGUAUCAACAGGCGACAGUGUUGUUCCGGAGGCCGACGAGACGGCGGCGGCGGCGUUUCCGGAGCCCGGAGAAAACAGCGUAUUUUCGAGUGAGUCGCGGUAGUUCACCGGGGAAGAUAAACGAGCAAACAAGACUAAAUAAACUCGCAAACAAAGGAGAAGAGGGUAAACAUGGUUGAUUGUGGAUCGAGCGAGACUACCAACAGAUUUGUUUGUCCGAACGACAGACAAUUAGCGCUUAGAGCUAAGCUUAAAACCGGAUGGAGCGUGAAAACGGCGUCACUUAGUUGCCAUGGAAGUUCGGUUAGUCAGCCGCUGGGGCCCGAAGAACAAGAGGCGAUCGUCAAUGUUAUCAAAAGAGCGGAGGAAGUGGAUCUGACGGAACAGGAGAGGGUGGGCCGCCUCAUCGAACGCCUCGAAAACAUGAGACGCAACGCCCUGGGCAGAAACCCAUCACAGUGUUUAUUGUGCGGAGAUGGUUUUGGAAUGCUUGGGGCCCAAAAAGUGCUUUGUAUAGACUGCAAGCGACUAGUUUGUCAAAAAUGCGCCAUCGAAUCAUGCACCACAAAAAAUACUAGUUGCAGAAACUACUGGUUGUGCUUAAUAUGUGCCGAAACCAGAGAAAUCUGGAAGAAAUCCGGAGCUUGGUUUUUCAAGAGCAUCCCCAAAUACAUCCUCCCCAGCGAAAAAAGCUACCGCCAAGCCGGCAGCAAAAUAAUCCGGAACGCAAAAGCCGGCUACCGAGACGACGACAGCAGCUCCGACGAAGACCGAAAAGUAUGGGGCAAAAUCCACCGGAGAAAUUCCAGUACGGAAAGCACGCACGAUGUCCACGAGUCCGUCCAAGACAUCCCUACGAUGUCGACGUACAACAGGCAGACCAGUACGAGUGAUUCGCAGUUGACGAAAGACGUAGAACCCUUGAAGGGGUAUAUGGGGGCGAUGAGUUUGGCGGAAAAAUCCUGGGAAAAGGAUCAAGUGUCGGGGGAGAGCUCGGAGGCUUCCCGCAGGGAAUCCACGGUGAGUCGUUCGCUGUCGGAGUGGAAUUGGAGCGACAGCAGAAGCGAGGAGAAGGUUUCACCGAGUACAUCGAGUGUCAGCAGUAUUUUCAAGACCUCUGACGAUCACAAACACUCAGACACCUCACUGGGCACCAUCGAACUAUCACUAACCUACGACCCCAUCACCACCACCCUUCUCUGUACCGUCUACCGUGCUAAGAACCUCAUCCCCAUGGACAUCAACGGUCUCUCCGACCCCUUCUGCAAACUCAACAUCCUACCGAACGCCAAAAUGUCGACGCGCCUGCGAACGAAAACGGUCCACAAGACGCGAAAUCCGGAAUUCAACGAAAACUUGACUUUCUACGACAUCACGGACACGGAUUUGAUGAAGAAGUCGCUGCAUGUUCUGGUGGUGGACGACGAUAAGUUCGGCCACGACUACAUGGGAGAGACGCGAAUUCCCUUGGCCAAGCUGAAGCAGCAGAAUACCAUCUAUGUGACGGCUCCUUUGGAGGAGAUGAGGCAGGAGCACAAGGGCCCGUUGCCGGCGCCUGAGCUGAAUCAGUGGUUCGACGAUUUGUGGUCCAGGGGUCAGAUUUUGCUGUCGCUGGGGUACAGCACGAAGAGGAGGGCGCUGUUGGUGACGGUGUGCAGAUGCGUCAAUUUGCUGCCGAUGGAUAAUAAUGGGUUUUCGGAUCCUUUCGUGAAACUGCAACUGCGGCCCGACCCGUACCACCGCAAACACAAAACCUCCAUCAAAUGGAAAAAUCUCAAUCCCGUCUAUAACGAGGAGUUCGCCUUCGACACCCGCCCCAACGAACUGGCCACCCAAAGCCUCUACAUCACCGUCUACGACAAAGAUUACGGCAAAAGUAACGAUUAUUUGGGCGGCUUAAUUCUUGGCGGAACCGGAUCAAAAGGAUUACGAUUAAAGCAGUGGCUCGACAUGAUUCGUUAUCCGGAUCACAGACAUGAGGCCUGGCAUAAUCUCACUGAGGAAGUCUUGGAUUGAAUAUGGAAUCUUGUUGACAAGGACCAACUUAAUAAAAUAUUCAAAGCUUUACGAC